AUGAAUAAAUCAUCGAAAGAAUUAGAUUUAUCAUCAGUUAUAACUCAAGUACCACAUGAUGAUGAUAAUAAUAAUCGAGCAACAUCAUUACCAACUACUAUUGUUACAAAUGCUAAUUCUGGAGCAACAAAUAGUACUAAAAAACGUUCUAGCCGAAAACAACGUGUUAUAUCUUUAUUAUUAUGUUGUUUGGGUGGUUCUUGUCGACACCGACCAGCAAGAGCAAAUUACUCAUCAUCAUCAGCCGAUACUCCUGCAGAUGAGUCGAAUGAAAAAUCUUUAUUACCAAUAUUACGUGAUAAUUUACGAGGAAAAAUAUGUUUAGUUAUUGAUCUUGAUGAAACCCUUGUUCAUUCGGUAUUUCGACCUGUACCUAAUGCAGAUUUUAUUGUUCCUGUUGAAAUUGAUGGACAAGUACAUCAAAUUUAUGUUACGAAACGACCGUAUGUUGAUGAAUUUUUACGUCGCGUUGGUGAAUUAUAUGAAUGUGUUUUAUUUACAGCUAGUUUAGCUAAAUAUGCCGAUCCUGUAGCUGAUUUACUUGAUCCAAAUCGUAUAUUUCAUUCGAGACUCUUUCGUGAAUCUUGUACAUAUUAUAAUGGAAAUUAUAUAAAAGAUCUUAGUCGAUUAGGUCGAGAUAUACGAAAAGUAAUCAUUAUUGAUAAUUCACCAUUAUCCUAUUUAUUUCAUCAAGAUAAUGCUGUUCCUGUCACCAGUUGGUUUGAUGAUAUGCGCGAUACUGAAUUACUCUCACUUAUCCCAAUAUUUGAACGCCUUGCAACAGUCGAUGAUGUAGUACCUGCAUUACAAGAUAUUCAUCAUCGACGUGCAGUAGUUUAG
Messenger RNA from Adineta steineri, 840 nucleotides. The record is from the annotation of a GenBank genome assembly. Lineage: Eukaryota; Metazoa; Rotifera; Eurotatoria; Adinetida; Adinetidae.